Aspergillus piperis CBS 112811 is the source of this 576-nucleotide messenger RNA. RefSeq lists its product as uncharacterized. The record is from RefSeq and is a predicted model, not a curated record. The coding region runs from base 1 to 576 and encodes 191 amino acids. NCBI's taxonomy places the organism in Eukaryota, Fungi, Ascomycota, Eurotiomycetes, Eurotiales, Aspergillaceae. The transcript is spliced from 4 exons.
AUGCUUUUACAAGCAGUAAACGAAGAAAGGCGUGAACACCACAAGUGUCCCAUCAUUUUCAUCGGCCAUAGCUUUGGUGGCAUUAUUCUCAAAGAGUAUAGGGACAUAUUGGAUGAUACAAUCGGUAUCAUCUUUCUUGGAACGCCCCAUCAAGGGUCCAAUGUUUCGCAGUUUGGAGCCUUCAUAGCACGCUUGACAUGGGUAUUUGGAUCAAGCACAAUACUACUAAAAGGUCUCUACAGGGAUAACCCUCAUCUAUCCGACUUACAAGAACGAUUCAUGAGCGUUAUUCGGAGAAGAAAAGACAUUAAGCUCGUCACGAUGUAUGAGAAGCACCAUACGUACUUUGCUCAACUUAUUUAUCUAGGCUUUAUUGUCGAGAGGAAUGCUGCAGUGCUUGAUGUGGCCGAAAACAUUGCAGUUGAGAAAGAUCAUAUGGGGCUGAACAAAUGCGCCUCACCAGAUGAUCCGGCAUAUGACGCAAUUCGUCAAGGCAUCAAUAAAAUACGGGACCAUGCGGAGAGUAGAGGCUGGAAGAAAAAAUAUUUAAAUUGGUCCGAGAGGCCAAGGCUCUAG